AUGUGCGCGUUUAUAGUAACUGGUUCACAGUGCUCUCGAGCGCAAGCAAAUGUCUGGACGAAGGAGACGGUAGCGUGCAGGCGGGGACCAAAACCGCGCAGCAGCACAGCAAAGGGUCGUCCCCUGCGCAUGGGUGUGGAAAGGGUACCCCCGCCCAAACCGGGGCAAGUUGUGGUUGCACCUUCCAUUCUGUCGGCGAACUUUGCCCGACUCGGUGAAGAGGUAAGCGCUGUAGACCGCUUCGGUGCAGACUGGAUACAUGUUGACGUUAUGGACGGGCACUUUGUACCGCCAAUAACCAUCGGCGCAGGCGUCGUGGAGGCGCUGCGUCCGGUUACACAGCGGCCGCUUGACGUUCACUUGAUGGUCGUGAAUCCAGACCAACACAUCCCCGCCUUUGCCAAAGCAGGCGCUGACAUCAUCAGCGUGCAUUGCGAGGGCGAGUCGACGAUCCACCUGCAUCGAACGCUGCAGAUGAUUCGAAGCCUCGGGUGUCGUGCCGGUGUCGUUCUGAACCCGGCCACGCCACCAAUGGCAAUUGAGUACGUCCUACCUAUCGUGGACCUGGUGCUGGUGAUGAGCGUAAAUCCGGGGUACGGCGGGCAAGCAUUUAUUGACGAGGUGUUGCCGAAAAUCACCGAGAUACGGAAGAUGGCUGAUCGCCUCGGCAAGCAUGAUCUCUGGCUCGAGGUCGACGGCGGCGUGAAGGGCUCCAACGCCUGGCGUGUUGUCGAGGCGGGUGCGAACGCCCUGGUAGCCGGUUCAGCAGUGUUUGGUGCCAAGGACUACAAAGCCGCUAUCGAUGAAAUCCGGGCCGCGCGAAGACCUGUUGCUGUCUAA
Messenger RNA from Cyanidioschyzon merolae strain 10D, 840 nucleotides. RefSeq names its product ribulose-5-phosphate 3-epimerase. Gene Ontology annotation, biological process: pentose-phosphate shunt, non-oxidative branch; carbohydrate metabolic process; pentose-phosphate shunt. Gene Ontology annotation, cellular component: cytosol. Bases 1 to 840 code for a protein of 279 amino acids. Lineage: Eukaryota; Rhodophyta; Bangiophyceae; Cyanidiales; Cyanidiaceae. The record is from RefSeq and is a predicted model, not a curated record. Gene Ontology annotation, molecular function: D-ribulose-phosphate 3-epimerase activity; metal ion binding. The transcript has a single exon.